CCGGUGGGGUUUAAUUUCUCGGCGUUGUUGCUGCUGUCGUUCGGUGGUCUCUGGUUUACUUUCUUGUCGAAAUUCUCGAGACCUUCUUUGCUGGUGUUCAUCUUGGACUCCUGUACUUCUGCGAACGCCACUGCCGCCGCCCCUCAUCAGUCACCGCGCUCGCUGCCGGCUUGCCCAUCGUUGCGCCUCUACCUCGCUUGCUGGCACGCUUCGUCGCGUUCAGUACGUCCUGCUGCAGCCGCGGCAGCAGCUUUGCCGACUUAUUCUAACACACCACAGCAGCAGUCCCUGGCGUUUUCCGGUGAUUCCGGGCGGCAUCCCGGCUUCACUUGACGCCACGCUAGCUGUUUUGUUUCCUCUGCUACGCUUGAUUUCCUUUCGCAGGUUGCCCAGAGCAGGCUAGCAAUGAUGGAACCCACACCGCCGCCGCCAAGCAGAGUCCGACCAACAAACCUUCGCCGCUGCAUCUUCUGUUCUAGCGAACCUGUCUGCAAUUUGCUGUGUCCUUGCUGAAACGCCAUCGUUGCUGCUUUGUUCCUGACGUUCCUCCUCACCGAUCGCCAUAAAGCUCCCUGUCGCCGGUCCCGAUUCUUGGAAACAAAUACUUCAAUCUAGGUAAUUUCUCAAACCAAUUUGAUUUGAUUAUUCGUUACCUAAUGUGCAAUUAUUGAAUACCUAAUUUGAUAUUAUUCGAUAAUAAUCUUGAUGUGUUUGAAAUUUUUAGGCAUUUUCAUUCUAGGAAAUUCUCUAUAUCGAACGGUGUGUAUAGUUGAUAAAUCGAUGUCUAGUCACCAAUCCAGCUUUUUUAGGUUGUAUUUUUCUUGUUGCUUUUGACAAAAACAGUACAAUAAAGUAACUCCGAAAGAGGAGCACUUUGUUCGUGACCGUAACGAUCAGGCCACUCAAAGCAUCCAAGAAUAAUAGUAGGUUUGCUUCCCUUAACAUUAACUAGACAUAUUACUUUACAAUAAAUUAGAAAAAAACAUAACUUAAUCAUCACAUUUAAUUUAAUAUAACGUUUCUAGAGCAAUGCACCAACGUCAACCUGCCUUUUUAAUUUUAGAUUUACUUAGACUUGACUCUGGUGGGCCCCAGGCCAGCCUUGGAAAUCGAAAUUUCACAGAACUUAACUAAUAUAAACUUGUUCGAAAUGCACCAUACUGAAUUUCCCAUCCACCAGACAACUGGUGGGGCUUAGGCCAUAUCUUAAUCCUUCAAUCAUAUAUCUGCAAUUUCUCUCGAUCAAUGUUGCGACCGGAUGGGAAUGGAAACUGAUAAUUGCUUACCUACCUGCCCAUCGCUCGUUGACUCCUGUUAAAGCAUGUCAAAUCUUUUGUGAUUUGCUUUCAAAAUCUUAGCAGACGCAGCUGAGAUGAAAAGAAAAAUGAGCUCUUCUCCGGAAACUGGAUCCGCAAGUCAUGGCUCAUUAGGAACUAAGUUUGAGGUGUUCUUGAGUUUUCGAGGACCAGAUACUCGCGCUAAUUUCACAGAUACCCUCUAUUAUGCUUUGUUAGAUAAGGGUAUUAGUGUUUUCAUAGAUAAGCAGGGGAUUGACAUUGGUGAAGAGAUUGGGCCUGAGCUUUUCCAAGCCAUCGAUGACUCAAAAAUCUGCAUCCCCAUCUUCUCCAAAGGAUAUGCCUCUAGUAGUUGGUGCAUGCGCGAGCUGGAACACAUGAUGCAGCGUAGGAAAACCAACAAACUGGAGGUUUUGCCCAUUUUCUAUGACGUGGAACCCUCUGAUGUGAAGCUUGAAUCCAAAGUGUAUGUGGAUGCACUAACUCUGCAUAAAGAAAAACGUGGGGCCGAGAUUGUGCAGCAUUGGGCAAAGGCGCUCAAGGAAGUUACCGGAAUCAAGGGUUGGGACACCAAGAACACAGGGUAUGUUAACUCCCUGAACUCCAUCUUCCCUUUUCUCUAUGUUUCUUUUGCUUGAAGGCGGAUUAUGAUUUGAAGAGCACAAUUUUUUCUUACUUCUGGACCAAAAAUUGUGAUGGAUAUCGCGUUGAAUUCUACACUCCAUUGUCUCGAGACUCAAGGAUUACCUAUCAUCCUAGAUUGAACAAAACUAGAAUGAAUCAUGUAUUUAUUUGUUUGUUUACUGGGUCCAAUGUCAAUUUCGUAACUUCUUGUAAUUGUUUCAUCUCGCAAGCGAAAAAGUUUGCCACCAAUCUUAUAAUUCAAUUGAUAGUGUUUUUUUCCCUAACACAGCCAUGGAGAACUUGCACAUUUGAUUGCUCGGAAAGUGUCGGUUAAGCUUAAGGUAUCUUGUGUGCAUAUAUAUGAUCAUUUAGUUGGCAUGGACGAAUCGGUGAAUGAAGUAGUAGAUUUGCUAAAUGUCAAAUCUAAGGAUGUAAGGCUCCUCAGUAUUUGGGGAAUGGGUGGAAUAGGCAAGACAACUCUUGCCAAGGUUGUCUACGACAAUCUAUCUACUAAUUUUGACAGGUGUAGCUUCAUUUCAGAUAUCCGAGAAGCAUCACAAGGUUCUGGUCUAUUAAAUGUGCAGAGGCGAUUAGUCUUUGAUAUCAUUGGUGAUGUAGAAUUUAAACUUUCUAGCAUUGAUCAUGCGAAGAAUGUGAUCAAAAAUCGAUUUUGUAAAAAGAAAGUUCUUAUUUUUCUUGAUGAUGUAGAUCAUGAGAACCAACUUAUGGCAUUGGCAGCAAAUAAAGAUUGGUUUGGUUCGGGAAGUAGGAUAGUUGUUACAACCCGAGACAGAAGUAUUUUGUGUAGAUUUGAAGAUCAAUUUGAACGUUGUUUGAUUUAUGAAGUUAAGGAACUCAACAAUCUCACAGCUCUUCAACUAUUUAGCAAGCAUGCCUUUAGAAGCAACUCUCCUCCAAAUACAUUCUUGAGUCUAUCUGAGACAAUUAUUGCAAAAACUGGAGGGCUUCCUUUGGCUAUGGAAGUUAUUGGCUCAUUUUUAUGUGGAAAAAAAAAUAAAGCAGUGUGGCAAGAUACAUUGAAAAAGAUGGAAUAUUCUCAACACAAGGACGUGAAGGACAAGUUAAUGUUGAGUUAUGAGGCAUUAGAUUAUCAUCAACAACAGAUAUUUCUUGAUAUUGCUUGUUUUCUAGCUGGACAAGAUAAGAGCUAUCCAUAUUACAUGUGGGAUGACUGUGGAUUUUUUCCAAACGAAGGGAUAGAUGUUCUGGUUUUAAGGUCCUUAGUGAAGAUUGAAGGAAACAAUCUACUAUGGAUGCAUGAUCAGCUUAAGGACUUAGGCAGGAGUAUUGUCUACGACGAAAAUUGCAAAGACCCAAGAAAGGGUUAUCGGAUGUGGUUGAAUUCGAAAGGUCCUCAUAUUGCCCAGCAAAAGAAGGGAACCGACACUGCAGCAUUCUAUAUGGGAAUUAACCGUCUCUCCGAAGCUUUGUUUUGACAUCAGAAUUCUAUACGGGAUCUAACUGGUCUCUCCAAAAAUUUGUUUUGACAUCAGAAGACUUUAUCAAAGUGCCAAAUAUUAGAUUUCUCCGAAUGAUGGGUCAGACGCUCUCUGGAGACUUUGAGGAUCUCUUUGCAGAAUUGAGAUGGCUUGCUUGGUAUAGUUGUCCAGAAGAAAUGUAGGCAACCAACUUUUGCCCAAAAAAUCUAAUCAUUCUUGACCUACAAGAUGGAACAAUAGAUGAACACUGGGGUGGUUGGACUCAGCUCAAGGUGUGUGUGCACAAAUAAUUUGGGCUAACAUGUUGUAUUUUCUUUGGUUGU
Molecule: messenger RNA, 3702 nt
Organism: Eucalyptus grandis
Lineage: Eukaryota; Viridiplantae; Streptophyta; Magnoliopsida; Myrtales; Myrtaceae
Product: disease resistance protein RPV1-like
Exons: 2
Coding region: 2297-3376 (359 amino acids)
Biological process (GO): defense response
Molecular function (GO): ADP binding
Source: RefSeq, a predicted model, not a curated record